Ruditapes philippinarum (Manila clam) is the source of this 1592-nucleotide messenger RNA. RefSeq names its product ras-related protein Rab-32-like. Lineage: Eukaryota; Metazoa; Mollusca; Bivalvia; Venerida; Veneridae. Gene Ontology annotation, molecular function: GTP binding; GTPase activity. Gene Ontology annotation, cellular component: phagocytic vesicle; trans-Golgi network; late endosome. The transcript has 5 exons. The record is from RefSeq and is a predicted model, not a curated record. Gene Ontology annotation, biological process: endosome to lysosome transport; phagosome-lysosome fusion. Bases 201 to 860 code for a protein of 219 amino acids.
UGUUAUAUUAGGAUAAAAAUUUUACUAAUCGAAGUACCUGUUAUAAUAUAUGGAAUUUAUUGUGAAUGAAAUACAGUGUCUAGAAUUUGGAUAUUAUUAUUAAAUAAGGAGGAAUUGAAGCUUUUGUGUAUAUAUUUCUGUUGAAUAAAGAUUUAACUUGAAAGGUAUUAAAGAUAAAGUAAAUUUUACAAGGUGCAAUAAUGAGUGUCCGAAAGGCAGGUGGAGGUGACAAGAAAGAACAUCUGUAUAAAAUAUUGGUAAUAGGUGAGCUAGGGACAGGUAAAACAUCAAUAAUCAAACGAUAUGUACAUCAGUUCUUUUCUCAACACUACAGAGCAACUAUUGGUGUAGAUUUUGCCUUAAAGGUCAUUAAUUGGGACGCUGAGACCAUAGUGAGGCUGCAGUUAUGGGACAUUGCAGGUCAAGAAAGGUUUGGAAAUAUGACUAGGGUGUAUUAUAAAGAGGCAGUGGGAGCAUUUAUUGUGUUUGACUUGACUAGAGCAUCAACAUUUGAUGCUGUUACAAAGUGGAAAAAUGACCUUGACCUCAAAGUUCAACUUGCAGAUGGGAGACCUGUGCCAUGUGUUCUUUUAGCCAAUAAGUGUGAUCAACCUAAAGAAGGAUUAAUGAAUAACACAUCUCAGAUAGAUGAAUUUUGUAAAGAGAAAGGGUUCAUUGGUUGGUUCGAAACAUCAGCAAAGGAGAAUAUAAAUAUUGAUGAAGCAGCUAGAUUUUUAGUUACUCAGGUUUUACAGAAUGAUAAGGCGAUGAAAUCUGAAGACUCAAAGGAUCGAGAUAAAAUAACACUAGAUGAUACUGAUGGGGCGGAUAAUAAAGAGAAAAAAGGAUGUUGUUCAUGAAAAACAACAACAACAAUUCUAAUUAAUAUUUAAAUUACAAACUUGGUAUAACAGUAUCUUUAAGUAAGGCCAAGUAAAAAGGUUGUUUUAUAAGAAAAUGUUUGUUUAAGGUCAUGUUAAAGAAAAAAGAAAAGAGACGAGAUGAAAGGUUUAACUUUUUAGACUUAUUGUAAAAAUGAAGAAAUUGAGUGAAAAUGGAUAUGAUUUCAAAGUUUUGUUAUAAUCAAUAUUAAGUUGAAAAAAUAUUUCUAGGAAGUUGUAGAAUGAUAUUCUUCUAACUGCAAUCAAGUGUCUUUAAAGCCAUAUUUUGCCAUUGGAGGACAAAUAUAUAUGCAAUACAUAGGUGCUGUUCUUCCAUUCUGUAUGGGUAUUGCCCUGGGGAUGUUAAUUUAAGUCUUAAAAAAUGACAAUAAAGCAAACAACAGUAAUUUUAAUCUUUAAUGUGCAGUUAUUGUUUAAAAAUUGUAAAAACAGCAAUAGAAGAAAAUUGUUUGUAUUUUUUUUUGUACUAUGGAAUAUUAUUUCAGAUUUUUUUUUACUGAAGGCUGUAUAUACCCAUUUGGAGUAAAAUUUAUGGAGAGUGUCAAAGUUGCCAAGAUUUCUACAAGCUGACUGGAAUAUAACUUUAUAAAAAUGGGAAUAACAGAUUUGUAUAAAUGCACAUUGAUUUUAUGUUUUUUGUAGGAACUGAUUUGUUUUUAUCAUUUUAGAAAAUAUAAAGUAAAAUACUCA